AUGAGCCCUUACACCCUUGCCAUUCUCUCCCUCCUCUUUGGAGCCAUCUGGUGGUCAUUCUUCCAUCACCUCGGCCGUCGAAAAAAUAGUCGGAAAAUUUUACCACCUGGUCCACGGGUCUUACCAAUCAUCGGGAAUCUCCACAUGAUAGGUACUCUCCCUCACCGUGCCCUCCAAGCCCUAUCCAAAAAAUACGGCCCAAUUAUGUUAGUCCAACUCGGCAACAUCCCAACCAUUGUAGUCUCAUCCCCACGCGCCGCUGAGCUCUUCCUAAAAACCCAUGACACGGUCUUCGCUAGCCGCCCGAAUAUUGAAGCAGCCAAGUAUAUGUCCUAUGAAAAUAAAGGUAUGGCUUUUGCAACUUACGGAUCGUAUUGGCGUAAUGUUAAGAAAUUGUGUACUUUAGAAUUAUUGAGUGUGAGGAAAAUUGAUGGGUAUGAAGCAAUGAGGAGGGAGGAGAUGGAGGUAUUAGUGCAGUUGCUGAAGGCGGCGGCGCCACGUGAGGUGGUGGAUUUGAGUGAGAUGGUGGCAGGGGUGAUGGAGGACAUGACAUGUAAGAUGGUGUUUGGGAGGAGUAAUGAUGAGAGGUUUGAUUUGAAGACUGUUGUUCAGAAGGCUCUGGUAUUAGUAGGAGCUUUCAAUAUUGCAGACUUUGUCCCUAUCUUGGCUCCAUUUGACCUUCAGGUUUGUUCACUUUUCUAUGCUAUGAUAAGUCUAACAUGA
Molecule: messenger RNA, 723 nt
Organism: Camellia sinensis
Lineage: Eukaryota; Viridiplantae; Streptophyta; Magnoliopsida; Ericales; Theaceae
Source: RefSeq, a predicted model, not a curated record